GUUUUAUAAAUUAAGUAUUGUAUGAAAAAUCUUCAUCGCCCUUCUAAUUGAAACAAAAAGUGACCGAGAAGCGUUUUUUGUAGUGCACUCAAUAAACUUAAACCAAAAUCAAGCCUACAAUACAAUCAACGGUUAACAAAUUGAAAAGAUGGCGCCAUACCUCGAUCUAUCCACUGAGCAACUGAAUGUUCUUCUAAACUUCGCUGCAUCGAACCCUCACCUGGCUUUUGGGCGAGUCAACUCGAACUCUGACGAUCAGUUCGAGAGCGAAUUUAAAUGGAAAGAAUUGAUGAGAGAUAUCAACUGCUUGAACCCUAGUACGCAAAGGGCGCGCGGCGUAAAGGAGUACAAAGCGUACUGGACAAAGCUGAAAAGUAAACUAUCCGUUAAGAUGAACCGAGCUCGCCGACAGCUGAACAUGUCUAAAAAGCCGGCCAAGCUGGCCUUGCAUGACUACGAGAUACGAAUGUUCAAUAUGAUGCCUAAAAACGCUAAAGAUAAAUUUCUUGUGAUUGAAGCCAUUGAGGAUAAAAAUACUAGCAAGAACAAGAUUAUCAUAAAACAAGAACCGACUGUACCUUUUCCGUAUGAAGACAUAAAUAAAAAAGUGGAAACGGUUCUCGAAGGACUUGAAAUAAUAGCGGAUUCCAUACAAAAUGUGGCUCGGUUGCAAGUCGAGCUUACUAAAGGGCAGAUCAUAAUGGCCAAGGGUUUGAACAACAUGGCGGAGGUAUUCAAGAAGAUCAAGCAAAACUACAGUGAACUUUACAAUAAUAAUCAUAAUCAGAACUAAUUGUACUCUUAUUGUAAAACCAGAUUUAGAUUUGUCUGACGCGUUGUGUCAUUAUGACGCAUCAGAACGGAAUCAGUUUCAUAAAUAGGUCUUGGCUUAAUAUAACUCAGUCAGUGUUUGCGGUAUGAGAGCGACACGGAAUGGGUAACAUUGACAUAAUAUUAUUGCGUGAUAGAAUAAAGCAUAUUAAGAAGUCUCGCUGACGUUUGACAUCGCAAAAACCUUCAGUGCCACUCUUAUAUGUCAAUCACUGAUUGAGUUAAGCGCUAGGUCUAUAGAGUGUUACGUCGUAUUACCAGAGUAAACACAAAUGAGUCCAAUGGUCAUCUUCAUAGAAAUUUUGCGUGGAUUAGCGGUGAGGUGCCCUGAAUGUUGUCAGUGUGUACGUGCGCGCCGCAUACGUAUUGGCGCGCUCACAUACAAACCGCGCUCGGGCGUUUCUAUGAAGAUGACCUACUCAUUUGUAUUUACUCUGGUGUUACGAUGGCUUCUGACGUGUCACAUAAUAUGAAACUGAUUCCGUUCUGAUACGUCACGUCAUAAAACACGACACGUCAGAAAAAUACAAAUGCGGCUGACUUAUGAAAGACAUGUUUUUUGUGAAAUUAUGAUUACUUAUUUUAAGUUUGGAUCUCAUAAUGUUGAUGUUGAUUUGAAAUCAUUCAAGAAUAUUGAUUAUUGUAAUUUAAUUUGAUUAAUUACUUGUAGGCUAUAAUUAUGUUUAUUCCAAAGCUAAACUUAAAAGUAAUUUAAUGAACAAGUAUUAAGUUUAGGAAUAUAGGUUUAAGAAAUAUCAAUGAUAAGUUUUGUUUUUGUAACAAUUAUGUUUUUUUAUUUCAGAGAAUUGUUAAUUUUGAGUUGAAUUUGUUUUUUUAUAGAUUUUUAUAAAUCCUCUUGGGACUAUGUUUUGUAGUA
Ostrinia furnacalis (Asian corn borer) is the source of this 1708-nucleotide messenger RNA. RefSeq lists its product as uncharacterized. The record is from RefSeq and is a predicted model, not a curated record. NCBI's taxonomy places the organism in Eukaryota, Metazoa, Arthropoda, Insecta, Lepidoptera, Crambidae. The transcript has 5 exons. The coding region runs from base 149 to 793 and encodes 214 amino acids.